Molecule: messenger RNA, 2847 nt
Organism: Ophidiomyces ophidiicola
Lineage: Eukaryota; Fungi; Ascomycota; Eurotiomycetes; Onygenales; Onygenaceae
Exons: 1
Coding region: 1-2847 (948 amino acids)
Source: RefSeq, a predicted model, not a curated record
AUGUCUUCGAGAACCUCGGCCUCUCGCUCAAAGCCAAACAUCGCGCAACCACCUGCUACCUCGAGAUGGUGCAACCGAGCUUUGCGCCCCCUGACCGCGGCGAUACUGCGACUGGAGAAAUACCUGAAGUCCAACCCAAUUCAGCCACAUGAGCUAUCCCUAAUUUCCAACGAUACGACGAAUAUAAAUAAAUCGCGGAGCAAUGGUCGUCUACCAAGCAGGUCUACUGAGGGAUCGGACUCUGAGUCCGUAGGGGAAGACCCGACUUGGGUCCCGGGAAAUACCAUGUGCCAAAGGGUUAAGCAUAAGUACUCAGGACGCAAAGGCAAAAUAGGUGGGCUCGCGAAGAACCGGUCAAGACUCGUAAUAAGUGCCCCGGAACCCCAGGAGUUACAACCGGGCGAAUUUACGGUUGCGACACCCUUGAUUCUGGGAAAGAACUGGAGACAUUCUGGACACCAGAACUACGAUAUAGCUGAAGCAGAGCCUCACAAUGAGUUGCAAAAGCCUACAGUGCAUUUGGAACCCUUAAGGGGCAGUCGAAAAGGUCCCUCCGUUAAUAUAUUCGCUGAUGAUAAAUCCAUUUACCGCGACUCCGCUUAUGUCUCGAUUAUUGUUGGAAUAUCCAAUGCAUUUGAUGCCUUUCUUAAAAUGACGUCCAUAGAAGAGACCGCCCUAUGCCGUCGUCGUGUUCCUUCGCUACUUUCCAUGGCUUUAAACAAAACUUCAGAAUAUAUUCUCCAAGAACAACGUCGUUUAAAUGUGGAAGGAGAGAAUGAUGAUGAUAUAGAUGUUGCGGAUUAUUUUUUCACAGAAUUAGAAAGGACCUAUACUUCUUCCAAUGAAGGUUGGAAGCCUCUAAGGAGGCUUGUGCGUAAGCAUGGUAUUCGUUUGGUCACAGAGACCAUUCGAAAUAGAAUGAUACCCCAAAGGCUGGCUCGAUUUUUGGUUUUGAGAACCCUUGAAAGUAAUUCAAAUGAUGCAGCCACCGCAUUGCGCGAAGCUUUUCUUACUAUUACCCCAGCAGCCGCACAUCCUCUAUCAUUGGACUGUAUUUUUUUCUCCAACACCUUUUUGGGGACAUUCUUUUUGGAAUGUUAUAUCAAAGAGAUGCACGAUUCGACGCUCUUCUUUCGGGGACUCUCCCAAUUGAUAACCCGGGGCAUUGUGCCUGUCGAGUGGAUGGCAACAGCCUCAAUGAAAUCUCACAUCGUUGAUGCUAUUCAGUCUGUCGUAUCCGAAGAUGAACACUCCACAGCAUCGGCCAUGCUGAUAUUUGCAAUCGUUCGAGCUUCAUUGGGGCUGAAUAAACCCACCCAGAAACAAAGGUACAGGCGUAAUGGAAAAGUUCAGGCUCGACGCCGACCUGGUUUACACCCCUCAGAGGAAAGUGUAAGCUUUCAGGCUUCGAUUGAUGGGCCUAUGUCUGAGGCUUUGAACAAUACCAUUUGCAGCAUGCUUACAGUACUCUGUAGCGCGCAUAUUGCUCGGUUUGAAGGCCAGCCGCAUACUAUCUCCCCAAUGUGGUACAUCCAGACAUCCUUGGCCGCUACAGUAAAGAGAUUUUUAAUUACCGCGAAGUUACCGACCAAAAACUACUCUGGUAGCCAACGAAUGCGAAUAGGUUAUGUUUUAAUGACACAAUAUAUUUUUGAAUAUUUUGAAGCACAAAAUUUCGACGAAAUAUGGUAUUCCCCUUCUCUUUUAAGCAGCAUCGAGAAUUUCAUAUGCUUCACCCCUGAUCGAAAACAACUGGUGGCUGGAUUUUCUGCCUUAUUUCUCCAAUUCUCGCGGUGCCUUUGUCGAGGCCGCGACGGCAAUGAAUUUGACAUACUUAAACCUAUGACAACUCUUUUUGAAUCAAUACACCUCAGGCGCUAUCCUUCUUUCCGCGCCAUGCUGACGAAAGUUACAGUAGAGGUAGCGCUCAAUUUUGCCGAGUAUACAUGUCUACGUGAACAUCACACUUGGGCUACGGAUAUUCAAGAAAAGGCGGCUGGUUUUGAUCAUGGACUUGAGCUGAUGACCCCAUCACUAAGUCUUACUACCGCUAGCUUCAGAUGGGAAGAUGGGAUUGGCGAGUGGGUUGCCAGAACGCCGUGUGUAAAGCGCAGUGUUAUGAGCCGAAGUGCUACUGUUAAAUGUCCCCAUGAAAAAAAACAACCAGUUAUUGAUUACGUUGGCUCUUUUACUCCUAGUGUGGAUAGCGAUCCAACAUCAGGCUGUCCCAGUGAUGUGAGCUCUUCCUCUGGUCAAUUUGGGUCCAGCACCACUUCUGGUUCCCCAUCCACCGCACCUACGGAUACAGAAGAAGAAAAAGAAGUAGAAGAAGAUAGUGAUGCACAGGCCGGUUCCGCGUGCGGAUUGGUUGGGCACAAUCAAACUCGCCAGAAUAGGAAACGCCGUUUGUCUGAUGAUUCAAGUGGCCGCAAAUUCAAAGAUACGGUUAAGAGCCGGUAUUGUCUUCGCGCUAGAAAUAACAGGGUGGAUAUGCCAGUGGCUAUUGCUAUCGCUGUGGAAAUACGACCUGUUAUUCCAAGAAAAUGCCCUGAUAUCGACAUUGUCAUUCGUACCAAUGAACAUGAUACCUGCUUCCAAGAAAAUCAAUUAAAAGUCAGCGGUGCCAGGAGAACUUCCGCUGAGUAUGAAGAUGAUAUUUUUAUCACAGCCCCAGCGCUCUCUGAGAAUUUUCAGCAUAAGAGACAACGCCACUCGUAUCCAUUUGGUCGAGAAUUGAUACAACCUGCCAGGCGUCGUGUUUCUGCGAGGUUGGCUGCCGUACGCCGCGCAACUAUACCGCAUCUCAAUCCUAAUUACUCAAGCGAUGAUGAAUUGAGUUUUCUGUAG